Molecule: messenger RNA, 671 nt
Organism: Zingiber officinale
Lineage: Eukaryota; Viridiplantae; Streptophyta; Magnoliopsida; Zingiberales; Zingiberaceae
Exons: 2
Coding region: 7-360 (117 amino acids)
Source: RefSeq, a predicted model, not a curated record
ACGACCAUGUCCAUGCCUGUUGGCGCUCCACCGCCUCCUCAUCUCACCGGAUUUUCUACCGCUUUGGAAUCUCAAUCUCGCGUUCUGCCGUCGUCUCCCCACUGGGCUUUCGAAUCUCGCAUUCUGCCGUCGCCUCCAUCCAAAAUCUUCUUGGAGAUGUUGAACAAAAGAUCGAGCGUUCAAGGACACAUGCCAGUUAAUUAUAAAACUCCGAACUUGUCCAGAAGAUGCAGCAGAAAAUGCCCCGAACUUGUCCAGAAGAUGCAGCAGAAAAUGCCCCGAACUUGUCCAGAAGAUGCAGCAGGAUUUGGAAAAUGCCAACGAAUUAACAAAUCUCGAAGUUGCAAUCCGAUGAAUUGACACUCUCUAAGGACACGUAUGAAAAAGAACGUCUCUCACCCUCCUUGAAGUUCACUUUUUCAAUAAAGAGGGAGACAAAGAAGGUCCGGAGAAUGGACAGCACUGAUGGGUUACUUUGAAGCUGAUGGAUGGUUAUCGAUCGGCUAGAAACAGGCGACGCAAGGUCCAGGAAACUUCCUAAACUGGUAUUGUCUGCCUGUCUACCUAUGUUAAGGAGGGUGUUUGGUUGAUGGGUUUGAGAAUGAAGAAUGGAAUGAUAAUAAAAAAUAGUGUUUGGAUUGUGAGUUUGAGAAUGAUAUUUUGGAAAUGAU